AUGGCGGACGCGCCGGCCGCGGCGGCGAUCCCCGCCGCCACCGAGCCUCUCGCGGCGGUGGCGGAGGAAGGGGAAGGGGAAGCGGAGGCGGGGGCGGACGCGGACGCGCCCGCCGAGGCGGUGGGGUCCACCCUCACCAUGGAGCGCGUCGCCGCCGCGAAGAAGUUAAUCGAGAACCACUACCGCUCGCAGAUGAAGAACAUCCAGGAUCGCAAGGAGAGGCGCUUUAGAUUGGAGAGACAGCUAGCCUCUUCUCAAGUUCCCAAGGAGCAGCAAAUCAAUUUAAUGAAAGAUCUUGAGAGGAAGGAAACUGAAUACAUGCGACUUAAAAGGCACAAAAUUUGUGUGGAUGACUUUGAACUGCUUACUAUUAUUGGGAGAGGUGCUUUUGGAGAGGUUCGAUUGUGUCGAGAGAAGACCUCUGGCAACAUUUAUGCAAUGAAAAAACUCAAGAAGUCUGAUAUGGUUGUCAGGGGCCAAGUGGAACAUGUUAGAGCUGAAAGAAACUUGUUGGCAGAAGUUGCUAGUCACUGCAUUGUGAAGCUUUACUAUUCUUUCCAAGACACCGAGUACCUUUACCUUAUUAUGGAGUACCUCCCUGGUGGUGAUAUCAUGACCCUUCUCAUGAGAGAGGAUACCUUGACUGAACAUGUGGCGCGAUUCUACAUUGCUGAGACAAUUCUUGCUAUUGAAUCCAUCCAUAAACAUAACUACAUCCACAGAGAUAUUAAGCCUGAUAAUUUGCUUCUAGAUAAGAAUGGUCACAUGAAGCUGUCAGAUUUUGGGCUGUGCAAGCCAAUUGAUUGUUCGAAGCUCUCAACUUUGAAUGAAGAUGAACCCAUGGGUGAUGACAACUUGAGGGAAUCAAUGGAUAUUGAUAGUUCUUCGUCGGAUACAGCAAAUGGUAGAAGAUGGAGAAGUCAGCACGAACAGCUUCAACACUGGCAGACGAACAGGAGAAAACUGGCAUUCUCAACUGUUGGGACACCGGAUUAUAUUGCUCCAGAGGUUCUGCUAAAGAAGGGAUAUGGAAUGGAAUGCGAUUGGUGGUCUCUGGGCGCGAUCAUGUAUGAGAUGCUAGUUGGGUAUCCACCAUUUUACGCUGAUGAUCCAAUAACUACAUGCCGAAAGAUUGUGCACUGGAGAAACCAUUUGAAAUUUCCUGAGGAUGCAAAGUUGUCAAAUGAAGCAAGAGAUCUCAUUUGUCGGUUAUUAUGUGAUGUUGACCACAGGAUUGGCAGUGCAGGGGCAGAUCAAAUAAAGGCACAUCCUUGGUUCCGAGGAGUUGCAUGGGAUAAACUUUAUGAAAUGGAAGCAGCAUUUAAGCCUCAAGUAAAUGAUGAACUGGAUACACAGAAUUUCAUGAAAUUUGAGGAAUUGGAAAAUCCUCCAGCCAAAUCAGGCUCUGGGCCUUCAAGAAAGAUGAUGCUAAACUCCAAAGAUCUUAGCUUUGUGGGGUAUACAUACAAAAACUUUGAUGCAGUGAAAGCAAUAAAAAUUUCAGAUCUGCAAAGGAAUUCAUCUCGAACAAGGCCUUCCAUUGGUUCGAUAUUCGGUCCACCAGGCAUGGAUUCUCCCAUGGAACCUAACGGGAGGGACACACAUAUGCACACAGUUUCAUCUGGUGAUCCAAUGAUUCCCUAA
Molecule: messenger RNA, 1644 nt
Organism: Miscanthus lutarioriparius
Lineage: Eukaryota; Viridiplantae; Streptophyta; Magnoliopsida; Poales; Poaceae
Source: the annotation of a GenBank genome assembly